AUGCGUCGUCUCAGAACCUCGAAUUCGUUCUUCUCGUUCCCCGGAAACCGGCCGCUCACCUACCAGACUGAACUGUUCAAGGUGAAACGCAACCGGCUCGGCGGAAGAGAAGAACAGACACGUCUGCUCAGAGACGACGUGACUGUUCCUCGCAGGAUGGCCAGUCGUCGGGGAGGGUCCCCCCUCCUCGGGAUGGUCUUGGACUGUAGCCGCAGAGGCCGCCGUCUCUCAGGGGGGGGAGGAGACGGCUUUGUGUCGCUCCUCUCCGUCGAUUUGCAGACGAACCCCUCGAUCCCCGGUUUCCGUUGGCGCGCGGCGCAUCAGAGGCUGAAUAUGAGGAGCGGGGACGUGUCGUCUCAGAACCACGAAUUCGUUCUUCUCGUUCCCCCGAAACCGGCCGCUCACCUACCAGACUGA
Molecule: messenger RNA, 417 nt
Organism: Xyrichtys novacula (pearly razorfish)
Lineage: Eukaryota; Metazoa; Chordata; Actinopteri; Labriformes; Labridae
Source: the annotation of a GenBank genome assembly